AUGCCCCUUUCUGAGCCCAGCCCGCCUCUGUGCUAACCUGGCAGGGUGCGGGAGGCGGCAGGGCUGCUGGGGAGAAAGUAGCGGAGCUGGCCGGAGGCUGGAGAGCAGGACAUGUUGCUGGUGCCCCCUUGAUGCUCCCCGGGCGGCGGCUUUGCUGGCUGAGGGGCGGCUGGUGAGCGGCCGGAGGACGGCGACGCGAGGCCACGGUGGGGGAAAUCCGAGGCUCCGGCUGGGAAACCAUGGGGAGAUGCAAUGGGAGAUGUACGCUGGUCGGAUUCUGCUGCCUGCAGCUGGUAGCAGCGCUGGAGAGGCAGAUCUUUGAUUUCCUGGGCUACCAGUGGGCACCUAUCCUGGCUAAUUUUUUACACAUCAUGGCCGUUAUUUUGGGUAUUUUCGGGACCAUCCAGUACAGAUCCAAAUACCUCAUGAUGUACGCGGUGUGGCUGGUGCUGUGGGUCGGCUGGAACGCCUUUAUCAUCUGCUUCUACCUGGAGGUCGGACGCUUGUCACAGGACCGAGACUUCAUCAUGACCUUCAAUACCUCACUGCAUCGCUCGUGGUGGAUGGAGAAUGGGCCAGGCUGCCUGGUGACACCGGUGAUGAACUCCAACUUGGCACCUGAGGACCAUCAUGUCAUCACCGUCAGUGGCUGCCUGCUUGACUACCAGUACAUUGAGGUAGUCAGCAGUGCCAUGCAGAUAUUCCUGGCGCUCUUUGGCUUUGUCUACGCCUGCUAUGUCAGCAAAGUGUUCCUGGAGGAAGAAGACAGCUUCGACUUCAUCGGAGGGUUUGACUCCUACGGCUACCAAGCGCCACAGAAGACGUCACACCUACAGCUACAGCCGCUCUACACGUAAGUUCAUGCUAGGCUGGGGAAAGCCUUGGGAGUGCUCCCCAGGAUGCUCAGGGAUGCAGGAGCCCCUCCAAGGUGCCUCACCGCACCAUUGUAACCCAAAAGAUUUGUGUCUGUGAGUCCACUUGGCCUCAAUAUAAAGCACAGAGGUUCCUUUAGGGCUGGGUAGUUUUAGGGGGGAUUGUGCCUUUGUUUUGCUUGUUGCUGCUUAUUGUUUACUGAGCAUCAACACACCAGGGCUGCCUGGGGGGAAGCAGCAGUUCUUCAGAUAAGUGCAGCUCAC
This is a messenger RNA of Falco peregrinus (peregrine falcon), 1136 nucleotides long. It is a transcript of the gene NKAIN1, whose product is annotated as sodium/potassium transporting ATPase interacting 1. The transcript has 6 exons. Gene Ontology annotation, biological process: regulation of sodium ion transport. NCBI's taxonomy places the organism in Eukaryota, Metazoa, Chordata, Aves, Falconiformes, Falconidae. Bases 240 to 857 code for a protein of 205 amino acids. The record is from RefSeq and is a predicted model, not a curated record.